Messenger RNA from Parasteatoda tepidariorum (common house spider), 5199 nucleotides. The record is from RefSeq and is a predicted model, not a curated record. NCBI's taxonomy places the organism in Eukaryota, Metazoa, Arthropoda, Arachnida, Araneae, Theridiidae.
UAAAUCGGAGGGAAAAAGAGCGAGACUCGUUCACUCUCGUCUCAUCCACGAAUUCCAGCAGGAGGUAGAUCCGCGAUUCUUCAUCUUUUCUUCAAAUCACCGAUCCUCCAAUUCAGAAAUCAUGGCCGAGGAAAGAAAGGGUAGCUACAGAGUAGUACCCAAAGCCGAUACCCUACCGUCUUUAAUGCCGGCCAAUAAAGAGGACAAUAAAGAUGAUGAUGCUAUAUGUUUGAAACCAAAAAUGGGCCUUUUAAAUGGUGUGACAGUUAUCGUGGGAAGUAUUAUUGGAUCUGGAAUAUUUGUAAGUCCAAAAGGUGUACUACUUGGAACGGGGAGCGUGGGACUAUCUCUCGUAGUUUGGAUCGCUUCUGGAGUGUUUUCUAUGAUCGGUGCUUUUUGUUACGCUGAACUAGGAUGCAUGAUAACCAAGAGUGGAGCUGAUUAUGCCUAUAUUAUGGAAUCAUUUGGUCCUUUUGUGGCCUUUAUUCGAUUAUGGGUCGAAUGCAUGAUUGUCCGACCCUGUUCACAAGCUGUGGUGGCCUUAACAUUCUCUUUCUAUGUUCUAAGACCCAUGUUUCCUGACUGCGACCCUCCCGAUGCAUCAGUUCGUUUCCUUGCUGUUCUCUGCAUAUUAAUUCUUACCUUCGUCAAUUGCUGGGAUGUGAAGUGGUCUAUGACAGUUCAAAAUGUAUUUACUUUUGGAAAAUUAUUUGCACUGGCCAUAAUUAUACUUACUGGAGUUUACAUGCUUUGUAUUGAUCUUAGUUUUUCACGAAGAAGUAAUGUGACUGAAUACAGUCAUGUUCAUACUGGUGUGAAGCCUCUUUCUUGUAGUAUAUGCAAUAACAGUUUUUCCCAUAGAAGUGACAGGACUAAACACUAUCUUGUUCAAAUGGGUGCGAAACCUUUUUUCUGUAAUAUAUGUCAUAAAAGUUUUUCAAAGAGAAGUCAUCUAACUGAUCACAGCCGUGUUCAUACGGGUGAGAAACCUUUUUCCUGUAAUAUAUGUAAUAAGAGUUUUUCGAGAAAAAGUAUUUUGACUGUGCACAAUAGCGUUCACACUGGUGAGAAACCUUUUUUCUGUAGUAUAUGUAAUACAAGUUUUUCACGAAGAAGUCAUCUGGCUAGACACAGUCAUGUUCAUACGGAAGAGAAACCUUAUUCUUGUAGUAUAUGUAACAUAAGUUUUUCUCGAAGAAGUGUUCUGACUAGACACAGUCGUGUUCAUACGGAAGAGAAACCUUAUUCUUGCAGUAUAUGUAACAAGAGUUUUUCACAAAGAAUUGAUCUGAGUAGACAUAAUAGUGUUCACACUGGUGAGAAGCCUUUUUCUUGUAGUAUAUGUAAUAUGAGUUUUUCACAAAGAGGUCAUCUGACUAUACAUUAUCGUAUUCACACUGAUUUUUGGAACUAUCUUAACUUUGUAAUUGAAGAAUUAAUAGAACCUCACAAGAACCUUCCAAGAGCUAUCUUCAUUUCUUGCAUUUUAGUAACUGUUGUUUAUACCAUGACUGUUGUAGCUUUUCAUACAACAUUAUCUGUAGCUGAAGUUCUUGGGGCUGAAGCUGUUGCUGUCACGUUUGCAGAUAGUAUGUAUGGUAAAAUGGCUUGGAUCAUGCCUGUAUUUGUUGCUAUGUCCACAUACGGUGGUGUUAACGGAAUCUUGUUUACUUCAUCAAGAUUGUUUUAUGCUGGAGCUGAAUAUGGUCAAAUGCCAAGAAUAUUGGCAAUGAUUCAAGUUAAACAUCUCACUCCUGCACCUGCAGUUAUAGCUAUGGCCCUUCUAUCCAUAUUGUACCUAUGCUCAAGUGAUAUUUAUGCUUUAAUAAAUUACGUGGGGUUUGCAACAUGGUUAGCUAUUGGUCUUGCUGUAGUUUGCCUUCCAUAUUUGAGGUGGAAACAACCGAAUCUGCCACGACCCAUCAAAGUACAUCUUAUAUUUCCCAUUAUUUAUAUCAUUGCUACCAUAUUUAUCACAGUAGUUCCUAUGAUGGCAGAUCCUGUUGGAACUGGAUUUGGAGCUCUUAUCAUUGCUACCGGAGUUCCUGUUUAUCUGAUAUUUAUAUACUGGGAAAACAAGCCUAAAGCAAUUAGAAAUGCAAUAAAUUCAACGUAUUGUACACUACAAAAACUUCUUGUUGUUGUGCCUGCUGAGAAAAGUUCAUAAGAUAUUUGAUUUUUUUUGUACCAUCUUUCCUCAUUGAUUAUUUUUUUUGUUAAAUCAUUUGAAAUAUCUAUAAAUUGAAUAAGUGAUUAAAAAAUAAUUUAAACUAAACUGAAAGUAAGAAAAUGAACUUGUUUUAAAUAUUAAUAUGCAAAAAUCCUUUAUUUUGUCAAUGAAUGAAUUUAGUGAUUAAUUCAUUCAUAAUUUGUAUAGUAUAAAUUUUUUCCUAUAGGUUAUUUAACUACUAAAUUUUACUGUUCUUAAUUAUAUCAUUAAAUUCAAUUAUAACUUAUAAGUAGUUAAAAAAUAAACUUUUGUUAGAUAUAAGCACUUUGAUGUAAUGCUUUUGAAUUACCGAACUAAUGAAUGACUAGCAUUUUAGUACGAAAAAUAAAUUUUAUAAUGAACUCAAGUAACGAAUUGAAAGUUUUUGCUAUAUGUAAUUGUAUUGUUGAGUGGACCAUCGACUAGUAAUUAGUCAAAUAAAUUUUUUGUAAGAUGUCACUACAUGAAAAUUGACCACUAUGUUGUGCUAAUAAAUCAACGGAUGAUUAGUUGACAAAUUUUUUAUAUAAAUUCUUUACAUUUGACAUCACUGCCCGCAAAAUUAUAAUUUAUGCUACAUCUUUAAGUGACUAUGAGUUAUAACCUAUAAUUUACUUUUUUUUUUUUUUUUUUUGAGUGAAAAAAAGUGAACAUAUUUCGUUUAACCAAGGCAGCUGCCUUUUUUAUAAAAUUUUAACUAUAGUUAAAAUUAAAUUAACGAUAAUAAUUUAAUUAUAAUUAAAUUAAAAUUUAAUUUUUUCAUUUGUAAUAAAACUGUAUGAAACAAUUUCUUCAGUAUUUUACGUAGAAUAUAUGUAAUACUCUAAAGCUAUUCCUGAUUUUUUUGAUUGCAUUACUUUUUAAUUUGAUGAACUUGUCUUUAAUGCUUUUUCAUUUUUAUAAAAAUCGCAUGGAUUUUUUUUGGAUUAAAAUUUUCAUUAUCAUGUGUGUGACUGUUAUUCUAUAACUGAUACAACUUCAUAACAGUUUAAAAAUAGCAUGUUAUUUGUUAGAAGAUUUAUUUUUUUCUGAUAGAAAGUAAUUUUAAAAGUGCUACUCAAAAAAACUUUUUUUUUUGGGGGGGGGGAUUAUUUUAAGCAUUAUCCCCAAAAUCUUAAAUCUAACUUCCCAUAGAAAUAAUAUAUUGUAAUAUUAAUGAAAUGUAGUAUACAUAUUAAUAAGGUUUCUUCAAAGUAAAAAAUAUUAAUUUUAAUUUUUGAUUGACAAUUGGAAAAAUGUAAUCAUUCCAAUGAAAAAUAUUUUUUAUCUUUUUGUCUGUUUUUAAUAUCGGAGAUUGUUUGUUUUGUCCUCUUUUAGAAUAAUGGCUUUUGUACUUGUUCGUUAUUAUGAAUCUCAUUAUUAUGAACCUCGUUAUUAUGAAUAAUGUUCGUUAUCAUGAAUCUCCUAAAAUUUUUCAUUUUAGAAAUAUAGUUGAUUGAGAAUAUGUGUGGUCUUAGAAUAUGAAAUAUAAAUAAAAAAAAUACAUGGAAUUCGUUGUUGUUAAUUUAAAUUUUCACUUUUAUUAAAAAAAAAGUUAGCUAUUACUGUUUUAAAAAUACAAUUUAGAUUCCUAGAAAAUUGCAGUAACUGAAGAUUUAUUCUAUUAUUAAUCUUUGUUUAAAAAUUAUUUAUUUGAAAAAAAGGAUUUCAUUUAAAGCAUUUUCGUAAUACAAAAGAAAAUUACAUUAUCUUUUGUUUUAAAAAUACAAUUUAGAUUCCUAGAAAAUUGCAGUAACUGAAGAUUUAUUCUAUUAUUAAUCUUUGUUUAAAAAUUAUUUAUUUGAAAAAAAGGAUUUUAUUUAAAGCAUUUUCGUAAUACAAAAGAAAAUUACAUUAUCUUUUAAAAAGCUUAAUACACUUAAGCAAAAUUGAGAAAAUUUGUUUCUUAAAUUCUACUUAGUCAAAGUAAGUAGUGAGUUUAAUUUCGGUAAUAAGAAACAUUUUGUGAAAACUGUGUGCAAACCUUAAAAAGAAGGACUAUUUAUACAGUUUCUAUGAAAAUGAACCCAGCUGUAUUUUUAUAACAUACAUUUACAUUAUAUGUAUACUGUAAAUAAUGUGUGUUAAUAAUCAUGAGCUUGUUUUCUUAUACCAAGUGUACACUUUUGUACGUAACCUAACUGAAAAACUUGUAUUUUCCUAAUAUAUGACAUUUAAAAGUAGCCUCCUAACUUAUAACUUUAUUAAUUAGUUUUGUCUUUUUUUAUGAAGUGAUUGUUUAGUUUUUAAUUUGCUGUGCUUUUUUUAUUGUUCGUGUUUAUUUCUGUACAUUUUAACUAAUGCCAUUUUUUAAAUAUGCAAUGUUAGCAGCUGAAGCUCAAUUGCCAUUUUGUGUUUAUAGAAUAUUCUUUGGCAUUUUAAAUUAAAUUUAUUGACUAUAUCAGCCGAUAUAUUAUGUAUUGAACUCUAAAAAUUACAUUUAAAAUAAAUUAAUUAAAUCGAAGCUCAUUGUAAUUCAAUUAUUCAUUGAGAUUAAAUGUAACAACAAAUUUAAAUGAUAAAUUUUUACUAAACAAUAAGAAGAAAAAAGUAUAUUGUGCGAUUCAAUUUAACAUUGAACUACAAUUUAAGUGACUUUAUCCGAAUUUAGUUAAGAAAUUAAUUGCUCUAACAACGUUGCUCAAAUUUAUACAGCUUUUACUAUUUUUAUAUUGUUGUCAUGGUUUAAUCAGUAGUUACUUGUUAAAGUGUAAGUUGUUCCAUUUCAUGUAUAUUAUUAUUAUUACUAGUUUCUUUAAAAAUGUCUUAAAAUAUUAGUUCUAAGUAUAAAUUUUCUUAUUUGAAAAUUUUAUAAUUGUUUUAGACAGUAUUUUAAAUAUCUCCAACAGAAAUGGGAUAUUUUGAAAAAUUAUAACAAAUUAAGUUACUUAAAUAUAUAAAACUGUGUUGAUUAUUACAUUUAUAUUUUUAUUGCAUUUUCAUAUUGUUUAUAAUAUUUUAUGUAUCUUCAUUGCAAAUAUGACGUUGGUAAUAAAGUAUUAAAUCAUAAA